Messenger RNA from Acaulospora colombiana, 330 nucleotides. NCBI's taxonomy places the organism in Eukaryota, Fungi, Glomeromycota, Glomeromycetes, Diversisporales, Acaulosporaceae. The record is from the annotation of a GenBank genome assembly.
CGAGUCAUACGUGUUGCUAGAAAAAUCCCUAGAAAAAUGGGACCUUCCCGUAACGCGCGGUUCUACUCCAAAGUAUUUGUCCGGCUGUGACAUAUAUGAGUCUAUUGUGCAAGAAGUUCGCGUAAGCGAUGGAAGCUUCGAAGCGGAAGAAAGCGAGGUCAUGUUGCUGGAUUUAGAAUAUGCAAGAAGCGGGGAAUUGAUAAUUCUUUUGUCGAAUGCUCCAAGUUUAGAUCAAAUGGACUUUGAUGAAACCAUAAAUCCAUCUUAUUACUUGGUAGUGUUGAACACAUCUGAGCAAACGUCAGAUGGUGGACAAUAUAAGAUUGUUAG